GAGAGAAAUUUAUGAGGAGAAUAGACGCGAUUUUCUCGUUUCUUUGAGUAUUAAAAAACGAGAAUCUUGCCUGCAAUCAGAAGUACUGCCCGCAUUUUUACCGCGAGGAGGUGACUCAUUAUUACUUCGGACUGUUUCAUCCACACCCAUAAAGUGAUUGAGAUCUUCAGUGAAGCUCCUCCUACAACAAUCCACCAAUAAAUGCUGGAGUCAAACACACAGAGAAAUCACUCCAUGUGUGACAACUGAAAUCUUCAUGACAUAAAGUUGAUGCUGGUGAAAGAGGAGCUUGAGAAGAUGACAGAUCCACAACCAUGCAGAAUAAAGGAUGAAGAUACUGAGGAACAAAUAGAUAUGAUGAAAGUGAAAGAGGAGAGUCAAGCUGAAGUGGAUGAGAAACAUCAGAUUGUAAAAAUAAACCAUAAUGUUUCACAGAAAGAAACUCUGAAGACAGAAGACAUAAAGUGUGAAAAUAGUUUCAGUGAAGAUGAACGCCCUGCAGAUCACAAGAGGACUCACAGUGAGGAGAAACCUUUCACAUGUCAACAGUGUGGAAAGAGUUUCAGAUAUAAAAGUAAACUUGAGGCUCACCUGAGAAUUCACACUGGAGAGAAACCACAUGUGUGCCAUGAGUGUGGAAACAGUUUUAGAUCUGCAGGUAACCUUAAGGAUCAUUCAAGAAUUCACACUGGAGAGAAACCUUACACGUGUCAACAGUGUGGAAACCGUUUUACAGUUGAAUCUAGCCUUAAGAAUCACAUGAGAAUUCAUACUGGAGAGAAACCAUACUCGUGUCAACAGUGUGGAAAGAGUUUUACAUCUUCAAGUGACCUUAUGAGACAUGUGAAAAUUCACAGUGGAGAGAAACCACAUGCGUGCCAUGAGUGUGGAAAGACUUUUACAUCUGCAGGUAACCUUAAGAAACAUUUGAGAAUUCAUACUGGAGAAAAACCUUUCACAUGUCAACAGUGUGGAAAGGGUUUCGGAGAUAAAAGUAACCUUCAGACUCACAUGAGAAUUCACACUGGUGAGAAACCUUACACAUGUCUUCAGUGUGGAAAGAGUUUCAGAAAAAAAUCUACCCUUGAGAUUCACACGAUGCUUCACACUGGAGUGAAACCCUUCACAUGUCCUCAGUGUGGAAAGAGUUUCACGACAAAAGCUAUCCUUGAGACUCACAUGAGACUUCACACUGGAGAGAAACCGUUUGCAUGUCCUCAUUGUGGAAAGAGUUUUAUGUGGGAAACAAGUCUCAGAAAUCACCAGCGCUUACAUUCUGAAGAAAAGACAUUCAACUCUUCUGUGCAGUUAUGAGUUUAUUAUGAAUCAGAAGAUACACACGAGUGGUCAUGAGUGGAUAUGUAAAGUCUUAACUCUUUCCCCGCCUUUGACGAGAUUUCUCGUCAAUCAAGAGAAAACGCUUCCCCGCCAAUGACGAGUAUUUCCGUCUUUCCGCAAUACCGCUAUUAUCCCUUCCGCAACUUUUUAAAACCGGAAGUAUUUCCCUAUGGCAAGCUGCUGCAUGUCUGUGUCUGUUUUAAAGAUCGCUCUGAAUGGGAUCUCUAUGAGAAGUCCGUCACAAAAAUGGAAUUAUCUCUGCUUUUUGCUCAAAAUGUGGUGUUUUUGCAGAAAAGCUGAUUUCAAAAGAACUGCUGAAGAUAGGAUGAAACGUUUUUUUUUUUUUUUGAAAGCAGAGGGUCUGUUCUUUCAUUUGAUAUAUUGUGUGUUUAUAUAUUUGAAGAAGAACAUUUUCUGGAAGGCAUUAAACUUUUGUGAAAAUCAUGAAAGGCGCUGGCUGGCAACUUUUUUAAAAAAACGCUGGCGGUGAAGGAGUUAACAUCGGGCCACACCAAAAGAUUUUUUAAAUCUUAUCAGAUCAGAGACCACAAACAUGAUGAGAAAAAAUACACUAUAUUGCCAAAAUCAGGAUUUCAACAUGUUGAAUAUUUCUGAAAAAUUCACACUCAAAAGAGAAGUUAUGUGAAAACAGUUCUGAUGUGUCAAGCAUUACUUAAUUACUCCACGUCUGUUUCAUGGUCUUUUGGGGGUUUAUAUGACCCCAGACCCUCUUCAAAUGGCUAAAAACAUGCAGUGUUAUUUUUUAUUUGGAUAUUUCAUGAUGUUUAUUUGGAUGUUUCUAUUUACAUCAGAUCAUUUUACAAAUGUUUUUACUUGAUUAUUGAUUAAAUGUGAAGUGAUAUGCCCCCAGUAAUAAGUUAUUACUGUAUGACCACUAAAAUGAUUGUCACAUGCUUUAAAUCUGUUCGGCACACAGAACACUAUCUUAGCAUUAAUAGAUGUGUUCAAAAAUAGCAGUGAACUAAUAAAAGUGAAUAAAGUGCUAAACAUGUUUAUUUAGUUAUUUUAACACUGUUAAAAUGUCUGUAGAAAUUACAGUAUUAUUGGCAGCGGUUGCCACUUACUUACUGUAGAUUUAAAUUUGUUAUUUACUGGCAACAGUUUGUUCAAAGUUAAAUAAACAUUAAACAUUAACAAGUCUUUUGUCUGCUCCCGUUCCACCACAUCCCAAAGAUGCUCUAUUGGGUUGAGAUCUGGUGACUGUGGGGGCCAUUUUAGUACAGUGAACUCAUUGUCAUGUUCAAGAAACCAAUUAGAAAUUAUUCGAGCUUUGUGGCAUGGUGCAUUAUCCUGCUGAAAGUAGCCAUCAGAAGGUGGUCAUAAAGGGAUAGACAUAGUCAGAAACAAUGCUCAGGUAGACCGUGGCAUUUAAACGAUUCCCAAUUGGCACUAAGGGGCCUUAAGUGUGCCAAGGAAAACAACCCCCACACCAUUACCACACCACCACCAGCCUGCACAGUGGUAACAAGGCAUGACAGAUCCAUGUUCUCAUUCUGUUUACACCAAAUUCUGACUCUACCAUCUGAAUGUCUCAUCAGAAAUCGAGACUCAUCAGACCAGGCAACAUUUUUACAGUCUUUAACUGUCCAAUUUUGGUGAGCUCGUGCAAAUUGUAGCCUCUUUUUUCUAUUUGUAGUGGAGAUGAGUGGUACCCGGUGGGGUCUUCUGCUGUGGUAGCCCAUCCGCCUCAAGGUUGUGCGUGUUGUGGCUUCACAAAUGCUUUGCUGCAUACCUCGGUUGUAACGAGUGGUUAUUUCAGUCAAAUUUGCUCUUCUAUAAGUUUGAAUCAGUCGGCUCAUUCUCCUCUGACCUCUAGCAUCAACACGGCAUUUUCGCUCACAGGACUUCCGCAUACUGGAUGUUUUUCCCUUUUCACACUAUUCUUUGCAAACCCUAGAAAUGAUUGUGCGUGAAAAUCCCAGUAACUGAGCAGAUUGUGAAAUACUCAGACCGGCCCGUCUGGCACCAACAACCAUGCCACGCUCAAAAUUGCUUAAAUCACCUUUCUUUCCCAUUCUGACAUUCAGUUUGGAGUUCAGGAGAUUAUCUUGACCAGGACCACACCCCUAAAUGCAUUGAAACAACUGCCAUGUGAUUGGUUGAUUAGAUAAUUGCAUUAAUGAGAAAUUGAACAGGUGUUCCUAAUAAUCCUUUAGGUGAGUGUAUAUUGUUCUUUAUUGGUAAAUCAACAAUUCUAAGUAUAGAAAACAGGAAAGUUAUGAAAUAUUUAAUAAAUGGUGAUAUUAUUGCUUUUUCAGUAUAACCCAUUCAAAUCUUUAAUCUUUCUAAAUAAAUUAUAAACGUAACGUGAUGAAAACGCUAUAAGAAACACAUAGAGGGAUCAGACUUCGACAGAACACCGGACAUCUUCUCUAAUUAUUUUCUAUUCUAAUUAUUAACUGUUAAUAGAUUUCCAGAUGAUUUCAUCACUCCAGUCUGUGUCCGUUUAAGGGCUUAUUGCAACCAUAAACACCUUCGUUUAUCCUCAAAUGGUGUCUUCGAAGACGGUAUUUUAUAAAAAAUGUCAAGAGUCAGGAGAUUAUAGGUAAAACACAGAGGUCAAACAAAUAAAUUGAAACCUAAUAAAUGGAAUUAUUCUUAUAAUAGGGCUAAGACACGAAAGAACACAAGUUCCCUUCACCCACGCCAUUGGUUUUGAUCGCAUUAAUGUCUAUAGGAGGAGAAAAUUAUGUUAAAAAAGCUUUUGUAAAACGAAGAUAGCUAACUUAACGUUAGGCGGCUAAACUGUGGUAAGAUUCCUUAAAGUGAAUGAAACGUUUUAUUUGUCUCUUUUUACCUCCGAGACUAGGUUAUUUUAGCAAAUAAUUUUAUCUCUUUCUUCAUUUAGUAACGUUAACUUAAAUAUGUGUAAAUAUUGAUUUCCGAUAAUUGAUUUGACACGUCGCAUGAAGAGAAUAUGAUGUAAGGGAAAAGCUUUGGAUAUUUUAUCUAAAAAUCGAUUGGCAACUAACUGCAGUGGUAAGAUCUGUAAAGUGUUUAUUUGUCUGUCAAUAAAUAUCUGUUUUAAGUCCUCUA
Molecule: messenger RNA, 4395 nt
Organism: Misgurnus anguillicaudatus (oriental weatherfish)
Lineage: Eukaryota; Metazoa; Chordata; Actinopteri; Cypriniformes; Cobitidae
Biological process (GO): negative regulation of transcription by RNA polymerase II; regulation of cytokine production; regulation of immune system process
Cellular component (GO): nucleoplasm
Molecular function (GO): RNA polymerase II cis-regulatory region sequence-specific DNA binding; DNA-binding transcription repressor activity, RNA polymerase II-specific
Source: RefSeq, a predicted model, not a curated record